AUAUCUAUCUAUUUUAUUAGAUAUUUACAUAAAAUAAUUAAGUAACAUAAAUUGAUAUAUGUUUAAUUCACUAAAAAUAGUUUAUAAUUAGUAUUAUUGAAAUCUUUUAUUUAUUUUUCAUAUAUUUAGUUGACUGUAAUAUCUUUCAAUUACAGCAAAUUAUUUUUUGAUAAAUUAUAUUUUACUUAUAUAAUAUUAUUUUCAAAUAUAAUCACAAUUUUGUUUACUGCUUAUUUUAUGAGAUAAUAAAAAAACUAAAAAUAAACAUCGUUUGAACAAAUAGUUACAAAAUAGUUUAAUGAGGUAGGUAUAUUAUAUUUUAUCAUUAUUAGAGUUAUUUUUUUCUUAAUAUUAAAUUUUGCUUUUACAUUUUAUGUUUUUAUGUUUGUGGAACAUAAUACAACCAUAAUCAAAAUACCACAUCAAAUCUGAAUUCUCAAUUUUAAGAUUAUUUAAAAUAAAUUUCAGUUGUCAUUCCAUAAAUAAAAGGCAUAAAGUUAUUUAGUAUUUAUAAAAUAUAUAAAUUAUUGUAAAUAUUGAUAUGGUUUCAUGAGCUUUCAAAAAUGUAUCAGCUACUUAUGCAUGUGAUUUCUUAUUGAUCAUCGCUUUAUUUUUUAAUAUUUUUUAAAAAAACAUCAACAUAUAAUUUGAUAAAUGUUGUGAACAUACAUUCACAUUUAAACGAUGAAUAAAAUUGAUUUGACUUGACUUAACUUUAAUAAAAAAAAAUUAUUUCAUUUUGAAUUUGAAAAAAAAUAUAUGUAACUUAAUAUAUUCACAACAUGAGUGACUCGACUAAUUCAACUUUUAUCUAAAAUAAUAGAUUUAACUACAAUAAGAAUAUACAAUUUUCUAAGAAUAGUAAUUUAUUUUAUAAAUAUAUAGGACAACUCAAAACAUAUUAAAAUGAAAAUAAAAUAUUAACCAACUGCUAUAAUUUAUUUAUUUUGUAAAAUUUAUAUAUAUGCAUGAGACUUCAGAAUAUUAUCGUUAUAUUAAUUUAUGUCAUUUAGAAUAAGACAUUUUAGUUUAUUUUUUAUUUUAUUCUAAGCACAAUAUAUCUUAAGUUUUACAUAAUCUUCAUUAAAUAUAUAUAUAUAUAUAUAUAUAUAUAUAUAUAUAUUUAAGACAACAACCACCUAAAUGAAAAUAAGAAAUUAAUCAAAAUUUUAGAAUAAUUAGAAUAAAAAAUAUUACAGUUGAAUUCAGAGAUGCAAUCCAAUUACUCAAAUGAUAACUAAAUCGACCGUAAAAACAACAAAACCGAUUAGAAAUAACAUAUAUAAAAUCAUAUGUAUAAUUAAAGUAAUAUAAUAUUAUUAAUAGAAAUGAUGCAUAAAAAUUAUAAAUUAAUUUAAAAUUAAAAUAAAUAGCAAUCAGUUAUUAUAGCAUAUUUACUUUAGAAAUAUAAUAUCCGUGCAUGAGCACGGGAAAAUCACCUAGUUUUUAAUAAAAUUAAAAAUUGUUAGAUAUUAGUCCGCACAAGCUGCCUGACAUCAACUAGUAUUUACAUACUUUGACCUAAUUAUGAUCUAUUAUGUAACCUAAACUCUGGGUUUUAUAUACCAUCGGCAAGUUCUACCAAACAUGAACAGCGAUGAUGAAAUCGCUGAGAACAUUCUUGCUCGGGUCUCUAGCUGCAAGUACCCUAGUCUCUCUCUAGUCUCCAAGAGAUUCCACUCCCUCCUCUCUUCUCCCCAACUGUACAAGACACGAUCUCACAUCAGAACCACCGAACCAUGUCUCUAUCUCUGUCCAAAAUAUUCUGAGGACCGACCUCCUAAAUGGUUCACUCUGUGGAUGAAACCUGUUGAUGAAACCCUAACCGACUCUAGAUGCAACUACCCUAGUCUCUCUCUAGUCUCCAAGAGAUUCCACUCCCUCCUCUCUUCUCCCCAACUGUACAAGACACGAUCUCACAUCAGAACCACCGAACCAUGUCUCUAUCUCUGUCCAAAAUAUUCUGAGGACCGACCUCCUAAAUGGUUCACUCUGUGGAUGAAACCUGUUGAUGAAACCCUAACCGACCACGACGACAAUCAUCGUCUUCCACAUGACGACCACAAUCAUCGUCUCCCACAAGACGACUAUUCGUUGUUUCCGGUACCUUCUCCUUCUAAUUCUAUUCUAGAACCAUUUUAUACCUCAGUAGCUGUUGGUUCCGAACUCUACAUAAUCGGUGGAACUUACAAUGCGCCAUCUUCAGCUGUCCGUAUUCUUGAUUGUCAGACGCACAUAGAGCUAGGUUGCGGGUCAAACCCGCUCCUCCCGCAUAAUUUUGCGGGUAACUUGCGGGACCCGCGUAUGUUGAUGCCUAGGUGGUAUUGGACGCAUGCCAAUGCGUUUUUACUCGAUGAGAAAAUAUAUGUGAUGGGACGUUGGGGGAGCGACGAGUCUCAGCAUAAUUGGAUGGAAGUGUUGGACAUAACAACUCAGACUUGGAGACACCUGCGGAUCCAUGGAGUCGACAAGUUUGACAGCAAUUGGUUUGUGACUAAUGUGUUUGAAGGAAAGAUGUACGCAAUUGCUGAAAAGAAGAGCUAUGCUUAUGACACACAAGAAAGUAGGUGGGAAGUUGUGGAGACACACAAGAACUUCAGAUUUAUAAAUGAUUGGUGUGUGAUUGAGGAUGUAAUGUAUUGUUAUACACACUCCGGUUAUUGCAUGUGGUAUGACUCCAAAGCUGGAGACUUGAUAGAUAUCCAAGCAUUGCGCAUGCAUAGAACAAGUAGCUUAGUAUGGUCAUGAGUGCUUAAAGUACGCAACCUUGGUGGGAAACUUCUAGUUAUGUGGAUCCUUGAGUCCGAAAGAAACAAACGAGAACCUGAAGGGAGAAUAUGGUGCGCGAAGAUUGCAUUAGAGAAGCGUGAAAGUGAAGUCUGGGGUAAGAUAGAAUGGGCUAAUAGUGUCUCCGAGUCGCGUUUGUUCUCGAGUUGUAUAGUCUUGAUUUGAUGGUCAGUUAAAAAGUGGUAUGCUCGAACGACUUUUGCAGUUAUUAUGGUAUUAGUGGUUCUAGUCAUAGUAGAGACCCUCUAGUAUGCUGAUAUAAACACCCAAAAAUAAUAUUAAAAAGCAACGAGAAAGCUUUUAUAAACAUAAUAUAUGCCUUUGUGUUUGUUCUUUUACCAUCUUCGAUCCAUGUUUGGUCUUUUACCAUCUUCGAUCCUUGUUUGAUCUAUCAUAUGUUACCCUUUGGAUUUAAUAAUCAAGCAUAAUCCACUCACUUGCUUUGAAACUUCACACUUUGAAUUUCGACUAUCUUCGAUGAUGAGAUGCAUCUCAUGUCUGAAGUUGUGAAGGAAUUAAUUUCCUUACAAUCAUCAGUGACAACAACAGCGACUCCAGCUUUGUAUAAUUGUAUUAGAUUAAUCUCUAGUUUUUAUAUCAGUAACCCUUCGUGAGUGUUUUGAUUGGAAAUCAUAUAUAGUGGAAAGCUGAUUUAAAUUCUUGUACAAUUAAUCAACCCACAUGAAUUUCCUUAAACUCACUCUCCAUCUCAUCCUUGGUGUAUAACACAAAAUAUAAGAACAAUUGACAAAGCCAUUCACGCUCGUUGCUCUCCUAUGCAUCAGUUUCAUUCUCCAUUCUUCAAAAUCUAUGAUGCAUGAUUUGUUGUGUUUGACAGCUUGAAAAAGUUUAAUUUGAUUGGAUAAGAAGAGAAGGCAAUAUGGUAGCUGACAAACUCGCAAAGCAACGGCUUCCUCAUCAACACACAUUUCGUUUCCAUUUCUAUGUGUACUUCAUUCACUACAAGAAAACAUCGGGAUACUGAGGGAAAAAAUCGUCGGUAUGUCGUCGGAAUAACGCUAUUCCGACGACAUACCGACGAAAAAAGUCCUCGGAAAUAUCUCCUCGGAAUUCCGUCGGAAAUUUCCGACGGAAUUCCGAGGAAACAAAAUUCCGAGGAAACUCCGAGAAACAUAUGUUCGUCGGAUGGUUCCUCGGAAUAAACCGAUGGAAUUCCGAUGGUCAAAUCCUCGGAAGUUUCGACAAAACAUUCCUCGGAAUAUUUAUCGGAAAAUUCCGAGGAACAUAUGUUCCUCGGAAAAUUCCGAGGAACAUAUUUUCCCUCGGAAUUUUCCGAGGGAAUGGAGUUCCUCGGAAAAUUCCG
This is a messenger RNA of Brassica rapa (field mustard), 4111 nucleotides long. Its product is annotated as F-box/kelch-repeat protein At5g39560. Gene Ontology annotation, molecular function: protein binding. Lineage: Eukaryota; Viridiplantae; Streptophyta; Magnoliopsida; Brassicales; Brassicaceae. The record is from RefSeq and is a predicted model, not a curated record.